Messenger RNA from Puntigrus tetrazona (Sumatra barb), 2777 nucleotides. RefSeq names its product tripartite motif containing 59 (gene trim59). The coding region runs from base 597 to 1814 and encodes 405 amino acids. The record is from RefSeq and is a predicted model, not a curated record. The transcript is spliced from 4 exons. Gene Ontology annotation, molecular function: zinc ion binding. Gene Ontology annotation, biological process: innate immune response; positive regulation of canonical NF-kappaB signal transduction; positive regulation of macroautophagy. Lineage: Eukaryota; Metazoa; Chordata; Actinopteri; Cypriniformes; Cyprinidae.
AUGUAUAACUACCGCCGCGUCCUGAUGUGUGUGUGUCCUGUUCGUCUCUGUAGUGAGCCUGAUGAUGAUGAUGAUGGUGUUUGAAGAACUUUCGAUAGUUUUGUUGUUUCAUGUCACUAUUGUCUUGUAACUCAUCAAUAAGUCAAUAUAUUGCGCACGCAUACGAUACACCAGAUCUUAUAGCGUACUUUAACGAUAUUAAGCUUGUUUUAAAACGUUAAAAUAAAUUGGUUUAUUGUUGUCACGGUGUCGUGUAGGAAGUUACUUUUUCACUACAGUUAAUUAUUGUCACGGUGUUUUAUUUCAUAAAGUCGUUUUUUGCAUACAGACAAAAACAAGUAGUCAGUUAAAUAAUGCACACUCACUAGUUCUCGUUACUAAACUCGUGUUAUAAAGCAGAUCAUUCAAAUCUCUGCUUUGAAUAGAUUACCAUCAUUUUAAACAAAGUAUCUUUCAAAUAAAUAUGAUUGAAUGUCUGACCAGGAUAAAAGGUGCAUGAUUUUUUUUUGUCAGUUAAAUAGGCAUGUUGUUAAACUAAUCGUUGAACACACUGUAUUUAACGGAGCAGUUCACCAACCCUUCGGGUCGGGCGGGUGAUGGAGGAUCUGGAGGAGGACCUGACGUGCUCUGUGUGCUUCGGUCUCUUCUCGGACCCCAGGGUGCUGCCCUGCUCACACACCUUCUGCCGGAGCUGUCUGGAGAGUGUGCUGCAGGCCUCGGUCAGCUUCUCCAUCUGGCGUCCCCUGCGUCUGCCGCUCAAGUGCCCCAGCUGCCGGAGCGUGGCCGAGCUGCCCCCCAGUGGCCUGGACGCUCUGCCGGUCAACGUCUGCCUGCGGGCCAUCGUGGAAAAGUACCAGAGCGACGGCCGGCCCCGGGCCCCAGCCUGCCCCGAGCACCCCAGACAGCCCCUGAACGUCUACUGCGUCCAGGAUCGCAAGCUCAUCUGUGGCUUCUGCCUGACCGUGGGCCAGCACCAGGGCCACGCCAUCGAUGACCUACAGACGGCGUUCGAGAAGGAGCACGGGGCCCGGGGCCGGCUGACGGAGGGGCUGAGGGGCCAGCGCUGGGAGGAGCUGUGCGGUCUGUCGGAGCGUCUGCAGCAGGAGAAGACCCGGAGCCUGGCUCUGCUCCAGAUCGACCGCGAGGCCGUGUCUCACUUCUUCCAGGGCCUUGACCUCAUCCUGGCCCAGAAGGAGGAGCACUUCACUCAGGCUCUGGACCGGGCGAGUGUGCUGCUGGAACACGCUUACGAGCCGCUCAUCCGGCAGGUGAAGGAGAUGCAGGAGGAGCACGGCGAGCUGGUGUCGCUCAGCUCCAGCUUGGAGACCGAGGAGUGUCCGCUGGAGUAUCUGGAGACGGUGCAUGAGCUGAGGGAGCGGGUGAAGGCCCUGGUCCAGACGCCGCUGCCCGAGGUCCCCAGUCUUCACGUGGCUCCGCGAGCAAAGCGCUUCUUUGAGGAGCACUGGUCUGACGUGACCAUCAGAGGCCUGAGAGACGCUCCCGUUCUUCAGAUCUCAUGCCACACGCCGAGGAGCUCGACGGCCGGGGCCCAGGCCCCUGAUGGAGCUUGGCUCUGGAGUCUCGUGCUGCUGCUCAUGCUGCUCCUCGCAGCGCUGUGCUUACUUUCAGUGUGUGAAAGUGCUCCGGGGCUCUCCGGUCUCGUCUCCACUGAACUCACCCAGCCGCUCAGUGACGUGGGGACUGUUUUCUGCUGUCUGCUACAGGACAUCAACACCAAAUUAAAUCAGUUUAUUUCUAGUUUUGGAGAAAACUGCUACCAGCAUCUGCUCAGCUUUCUCAAAACAUUUCAGUAGUGUUCAGUGCUGAAGACGACGCAGAUAUUCAGCUGAAACACGAACCGAAAGCAUGUCUGGGUCAUUAGGGUUUGUUUUUACAGAACAUUAACCCGAGAGUUCUUCUCAUUCAAGAAUGAGGCCAAUGAUGUUUGAACGCUCAGCAUUUUAAGGAAAAGGUAUUGCACACAAGUGUUUUGAAAACAUCUGUAAAUAUAAAACCAUUAUUUAUAGACAAAGCAUUAUGAAGCUUUGUGAUGCAGUCAGUCUGAUAUUAUACAGUUAGCAUAAUUUUUAACAGCUGCUUAAACUGUUCAUGGAUUAAAAAAAAACAACAAAAAAAAAACACUCAUGUAGUCACCAGGACCCAUGUCUCAAUCCCUUUAACAAUCGUUCUUUAGUUCAGAAGAACAUGUUCCUUUAUUUUACGUCACACGGUUUAUAAAACAGUCUCUUACUGUAAUACAAAUACAUUACCCACAAUGCCAUCCUCCCACUUCUUCACAGAUAGCACUGUAGCAGCUCGAGUAGGACAUUUCUGAAUAACUGCUUUGUGACCAUGAAGAGAGUAUGUUGUAUGUAGUGUAAGUGUUAUCUGGAUGUACUACUCAUCCGUAGCACACACACACACACACACACACACACACACACACACACACACGAAAUAGCAGGUUAUCCACGUACUCCCUUCUUUUUAAGGAGUACUUUAAAUCCAGAUAUACCGUUUCUCAUAUUCUAUGUAGUAGAGAAAUGUGACUUCAGAUGCAGCCCUGUGCUUCAAGAUCUACAGACUGUACUAGACUGCACUAAAGACGUCUAAACUACUCUUAAGACAUUUGGGAUUUAUUUUAUCUUACUUGUAAGGACUUUAAAUGUAUGUCUACCUUUUUCUACUAUGUGCUGCUACAAAUGAUUACUAAAAAACUAAAUUUUCACUUAUCGUAUAAAACGAAAAUUCAGCAUGUUUUGUUCUUUCAGAUUCAU